GUUCGAUGUCGGUGCGUGCAUUUCGUGUAGCUGCCGCAACCGUCAGGUCGGACGAAGUCUAGUUGCCGCCUAGCCGCACUGCGAAAACACUGCGCGCCGCGACAGCACGUCAAAACAUCGCCGACCGCCGAUUGGCACGCCAGGCCACGCGCGUAACUCCGUCUCUUCGAAAACUUCGAACGCUGUGAAAUUUUCACGCUAGGAAAUUUUUGAAUGACAAUCGUCGAACUGCGCAACGAACUUUAACAUCGUAGGGAAAGCUCAAGUUUCCCAGUCAUUGGUGUGCGAAUAAUUGUGAGAAACUUGAUUUUUUUUUCGUUGGUGUUGCUUCUUGUAACUUGCGUGCGAAUUGCUCGCAACGAGAUUCAAAUGCAACGAUAUCAACUCGAUAGAAACUGACAAAAAGUUUGUGUUUGUUAAUAAAUCUCAUGCUGAACUCGUGCUGAAAUAUCAGCGCAAUAAACACACCAAAAGAAAAGAAAAACACUGUUCGAAUCGAAUAAUUGCCGAAGGUGCGUACGGACUAAUCCAGAAAAAUAAUAAUUGAGUGGUGAAUUGAUCCCUUAUCAGCGUGCGGAUAUAACGCCGGACCACGCCGGAAGCAUAUUAUGAACUUGUAGUGUCUUCCAAGGUGGAACGAGAAGAUAUUACCAUCACAGAGACUGACAAUGAAGAAUUUCGUCGAGCAGAAGCAACGAAAACGACGAUUUCAACACUUUUCAACGCAUGCUAACUUACCAAUAAAAUGUCUAUAGUUGAAAAGUCGUAAAUUCAUGCAUGAAAUCAAGUCAAAUAAAGUAAUUCACACAAGAAGUACUGUUAAUACUGUUGUUGUUGUUGUUUGCACCAAGUCUUACAACGAAGAAAAUUGAUUAUUCUAAACAAUCGAUUUCCGAAACAACAACGCACUGGUAAAACUAAAAACAACCUCAGUGGAUUCAAUUGAAGAUUGUGGCAUUAUUAAACUCACAAAAUGAAAAUCUCGUAUUUGGGCAAUCUGACAUCGACGUUCCUCCUGCUGACGUCGUUCUUCUGCGUGCAAUCCGCGCCUGCACGACCGCUCAACGAACGCUCGACAGAAUUUGCAUGGGUGCUGCUCGAGGAGCAGCAAAGCGACUCGUCGCCGCGAAGAAAAAUCACCCCGAAAUCAAUCUUCAUAUCGCCCGCGUUCGGCGCUCAAAGCUGCAGCACUGGGUACACCCUAGACGCGAAUGGCAGAUGCGUCAAAGUGGUCAAACUAGACACCAGCGCACACGAACAAUUCGUGCUUGAAUUAUUAAACCAAAACUUCGGUAAUUACGAAGAUUACGAUGACGAAGGCGGGGAGAUCGGUGAUGAAGCUUUGCCAACGCCAGGUCCAUUCCAGUUCAACAUACCAUUAGGCAUGGAUACCGAAAAGGACAAAAUUUCAAUUAUUGUCGCGCCUACCAACGGCAACUUUGAAGAUACUAUGAAACUGGAGGAUACAAUGAAACACGUUGACAAGAAGACAAGUCCACUCGACGCACCUUUAAUUAUUACGAAUAUUAACAUUCGUGAUGAUUCCGACGCAUCCGGCAGCCAACAAAAUCAAAAUCUCACCCGAGUGCAAACGAACGAAACGACGACGUCGCCGGUGUUGACCACGACGACAAGGACGACCAUCCGCGAGACAAGACCGGACGAAAUCAACCUACCAACGAGUACAAUACCGACCACCAUCUAUGAUGAUCCCACUACCAUUACAACUGAACCGACAGACAUGACAACGAUACUCGAUAAAGGGCAGGACGAGCUCCUAGCCGAAUCUCAGGAGCCACAAGCCAUAUUUUUCAAACUUCCUGAUUCCGCGUCGGGCGAAAGUACCACACUUUCGGAAAGCGAAGAUUCCCAGACGCUGCCGACCACAACGCACGCCAAUAAUAUACGGUUCCCAGACCGGCCCGCGUUUGACGAGGCGCUCUUCCAGGACUUCCUGCAGGACAUGAAGAAACAAGUGAAUCGCCGCUUCGUGACCAAGACGAGCGCGCCUACGAGCAGUGAAGAUGCGCUCUACACCAACCACCGCAAUCGAGAUCGAUGGCUCUUCCCGCGAUUCCUCGAGGACCAGCGCCGUGCGCGCCGAUAGCGCCAACGCGCCAUCCUCCGAGCCUACUUUUGUACAUAUUAUUUAUUACUUUGUGAUUAUUAAUUACCCUCUGGCGUUGCAGAUAGGUUAUAUUAUACUAUGAAAACUACGUCGGUAUUGAUUUGAACAUAUCGGAAUGCGUCAGGUAUUGUGAAUGGACUGGAGUCAGGUGGAGAUAUUGAGUCCUGGUGAUUGUGUGCGCGAACGUGCUCAAUGUGUAUGCGUGAUUAUUGUGUGAAUGGAGUAUGUGCUGGUCAUUUCAGGGACGUUCUUACAAAUACAGGCAAAUACACCCUGAAUCGAAUUCUUGCUGAAUGGUGCGCACAAUCGUUUCUUACCGAAGUUUAACGUAAAUUUUAUUUAUUUAUGCGUCAAAAUCGGCGAUAUCUGCUCGAAUUUGUACGCCUACAUCAUAAAAUACGUAGCAACUGUAACCAAAUAUAAACUAAUUCAUGUGUAUCCAUUCGUAAUCGUAGCCGACUUGUUGAAUUGUUUUUAUAUGCAUCACUAUCCAAACUGUCGCGCCAAACACUACUGUACCACUUACACAUUUCAACCCUCACUGAUUGCUUUAAUUAAAUUUCAUUAGAUAAAUUUUAAUAUUUUCAGUUUUAUUUUUCUAUCGUGUUGGCGCUGACAUUCGAUAAAAACUAUUCGACAAUUAUCGAACACACGCAACACAAAACUAAGUAUUAUUAAUUAACGAGUCUACAAUUAAAUGUUAUCUGCCUAAUAAAUAGCGCGUAUGUAAUAUAUGUAUAUGUAAAAUGUAUGUAUUGUAUCUAUACUUCUACUGAAAUUAAUAUUACUAACCAAUCACAUGUAUUAAUACGAUUUAAUAAACCAUGAAAAUUUUUCAACAAAGCUGCAGAAAUCAGUCUGAUACAUACCGCGAACACGAAUAUUAUUAUUGCUGAUUGUUUACUUUAUUAUUGUUAUGAAUCGUAGGUAUUAUGAUUGUCAUUCGUGUACAAAAUAGAAUAGUAACAGAGUUUAUAUUGUAUUAUUAUUGCAAUAUUAUUGCGAUCGCCGGCGCGCGCGAUCAUCUUCAGUUGGUUAAUUAGUAUUUGUAAUCGUUUAUGAACUUAAGAAUAUACCAUUUGGUUUCUUAGGAAUUAUGAAUGUUGAUGUUUAUAUCUUUCGCGAUGUAUCAUUUCGAUGCGAUGUGUGUCUGUGUAUUGGUUCAAUGCGAGCGUCUUGCCAAUACGAGUUGUAAACAAAUUGAUAUCGAACGAAAAUAUAAUGAACUAAAUAAAAUAGCAUGAAAACAAACAA
Messenger RNA from Dalotia coriaria, 3382 nucleotides. RefSeq lists its product as uncharacterized. The transcript is spliced from 3 exons. The record is from RefSeq and is a predicted model, not a curated record. NCBI's taxonomy places the organism in Eukaryota, Metazoa, Arthropoda, Insecta, Coleoptera, Staphylinidae. Bases 974 to 2107 code for a protein of 377 amino acids.